AUGCUGCUCUUGGAUUACCAGAAUGUUUUGAUCCAAUCACUCCUCACGGAGCGCUUCUCAGGUGCUGCCCCGGCCUCAAUUGACCAAGUGGCCUCCGACUUCGAUGGCGUUACAUUUCACGUAUCUACCCCUGAAACCAAAACCAAGAUCCUCAUCUCCAUCAACGUGAAAUGCUUCAAGGAGCUCGUUCAGUAUGGCGCCCAGGAGGUGCUUGAGCGGGAAUAUGGGUCCUACAUUGUGUCGCCUGAGCCCGGUUAUGAUUUCUCAGUACAGGUCGAUCUUGAGAACUUGCCUGCUGAGCAGGAAGCUCGCGAUGAAUUGAUCAUGAAGUUGGCCCUGUUGAAGCGCAAUGCCAUGGCAGCUCCUUUUGAGAGAGCGUUCGACGAGUUCAAUAAACUUUCCGAGGAAGCCUCGCGGUAUACAUCUGAGUCGGCACCACAAGGAGUGAAGGAAGGUGGUGAGGUAAUGGCGAUCCAUUACCGCGAGGAGGAGGCCAUCUACAUUAAGGCCAGCUAUGACCGAGUGACCGUGAUCUUCAGCACUGUGUUCCGGGAGGAGACGGACCGUAUCUUUGGCAAGGUCUUCUUGCAGGAAUUCGUGGACGCCAGACGCCGUGUUGUGACUCUUCAGAAUGCUCCUCAAGUGCUCUUCCGCAACGACCCCCCACUUGAAUUGCAAGGUAUUCCUGGUCUGCCAAAUGCGGGCGAGGGUGAAAUUAGCUAUGUUACAUUUGUUCUGUUCCCCCGACACUUGACUCCUCAGCGCCGUUACGACAACAUCUCCCAUAUCCAGACUUUCCGCGACUACUUCCAUUACCACAUCAAGGCCUCUAAGGCCUAUAUCCACACCCGUAUGCGCAAGCGUACAGCUGAUUUCCUCCAAGUCCUUAACCGAGCCAGACCCGAAAACGAAGAGCGCGAGCGCAAGACAGCCAGUGGUCGGACGUUCCGUGUGCAGAGCUAG
This is a messenger RNA of Penicillium angulare, 963 nucleotides long. Its product is annotated as actin-related protein 2/3 complex subunit 2. The record is from RefSeq and is a predicted model, not a curated record. Gene Ontology annotation, biological process: Arp2/3 complex-mediated actin nucleation; actin filament polymerization. Gene Ontology annotation, cellular component: Arp2/3 protein complex; actin cytoskeleton. Bases 1 to 963 code for a protein of 320 amino acids. Gene Ontology annotation, molecular function: structural constituent of cytoskeleton; actin filament binding. The transcript is spliced from 6 exons. Lineage: Eukaryota; Fungi; Ascomycota; Eurotiomycetes; Eurotiales; Aspergillaceae.